Molecule: messenger RNA, 2113 nt
Organism: Carassius carassius (crucian carp)
Lineage: Eukaryota; Metazoa; Chordata; Actinopteri; Cypriniformes; Cyprinidae
Product: cAMP-regulated phosphoprotein 19-like
Exons: 3
Coding region: 112-447 (111 amino acids)
Cellular component (GO): cytoplasm
Molecular function (GO): protein phosphatase inhibitor activity
Source: RefSeq, a predicted model, not a curated record
AGUAGGAUUAAUGCAUUCGUGGGCGGGCUAUACUAGAAUAGUCUGCAGAACAGUAUUUUAGGUUGUUAUUUCUAAACUAAUAAUCAACACAGACCCAUUAUAUUAGGAAAAAUGGAGGAUACAAGGCCUGAGGAGACCAAUGUGGAAGAGCAGAAAGAGGAGGAGAAUAAGGUCUAUCCAGAGAAACUGGAGGAAGCCAAACUGAAGGCCAAAUACCCUCACUUAGGUAAUAAACCCGGAGGAUCCGAUCUGCUCAGAAAAAGACUGCAGAAGGGGCCAAAGUACUUUGACUCGGGUGACUACAACAUGGCGAAGGCCAAGAUCAAGAACAAGCAGCUUCCAGCAGCGCAGACAGAGAAGACCGAGAUCACCGGAGACCACAUCCCCACUCCUCAGGACCUGCCACAGAGGAAACCCUCUCUGGUGGCCAGCAAACUGGCUGGCUGAUACCUGCUGCUGUCCUUCACUCCACACUCCCACUUCCUGUCUCUUCCUCAUUUAUCUCCGAUCCUGCAUUCCCCCCCUCAUCCUUUAUCGUUACCUGUCUUCUGAAAAUACACUGAAUAUUCAAGGGUUGCAGAUGUUACAGAGCUGUACUGCCGCACUGUGAGAUGGAUUGGGUCGUGGCUCCAAAGGGGGUGAAGUUCUCAGAAGACUUCUGAUAUUUUAAUGUGUCGUAGUAUGUAGUUGAAAGUGUACAUAUUUGCUAGUGAGUGAGGGCAAACAGCGUUUUAGGAGAUGUUUUGCAUCUUAAUUGUAAUCAUUCCUGAAUUACCCACUGCUUAAGAGGACUAGGUCACCCAAAAAUGAAAAUUCUGUCAUUUAAUCAAUGCGUAGGACUUUGUUUCCUCUGUUGAGCGCAAAGGAGAAGUUUAGUGGAAUGUCAAAGCUGUUUUUUUUGUUUUUGUCUUCAAACAAAGAAAGUCUGUAAAGGGAAAUUAAAGUAGAGCUCCAGUAAUUACAAAGCAACUGUACUAUAAGUUGUCCGCACAGAUUCAAUCUGUAGUUCUAACAACCAUUGAGGUCCACCAGAUGCGGACCUAUUCGAGGUGUAUUAUAAAAGUUGCCUAAUAAUAGUUGAUGUUGUACAAUGCCAAGCUAUCAGACUUUCUUAUCUGAGCUGAAUAGUGCUCAUCAGUGUCAUAAUGACUUGGAUGGCCAAUCAAAUCAGAGUAGGCAUUACUGUUACUGGUUAAAGAAAACGAGUGUGAAUUCCAGCAUUAUUCAGUUUUAAUGGACAAAAAGUGUGAUGUAACUAGGUCAACAAUUGAUAUUUGACAACUGUGUAUCUUGAGUUCUGAAGCCAUAUGUUAACUUUGUGUUUUUGUUUUGAAGUGUCAGUAGUACUUACACUUAAUUCAAAACCUUCAAAUGACAAAUUAAAAUCAGUCACGAGUAAUUGUUGCAGUUGCAUUUAACGCUUAUGCAAAAGCACCAUAACAUGUAGGUUUGAAUAUGCAUAAGCGUAAAUGAGUUUUGGGAGAAUUUUUAGCAAAUUACAACUUAAGUUAGCACAUAUAGCGUCAGAAGACUGAGAUCUAAAGAAAGUCAUGUGUGGCUGGAAUGAGUAAACUGUGCCAGAAUUUUCUUUUCGGGGUGAGCUUUUCCAUUAAUCAUGGAGUUAAGUGCUUGAAUCGAUAAUGAAUUGAAAGUAACUUCUAAUAAUGUGGUUGAUCUGCACCGUUUCUUUCAUGAGAACGCUUCUUUUUUUUUUGUCAUGUUUCAGCUUUAAUUGGAGGACACUUGGUUAGUCAUGUUUGAUAGCAUGAAAUGCAGAUCUCUGAGACUGCUGUCAUCUUGCCUUGUACCAUAGAGCUUAAAGCCUUAUAAAGAUGUAGUGCCAAUGCACAGAUUGGCAAGCAGUUCUAUAAUAUCACACAUCAUUUGUGUCUGGUGGUAGACUCCAGGCAGUGAGGAUGCUUCUCCACUUUCUGGUGUAUAAUAAACUCCAUGUGAUCUUCUGUACGUUGUCUUCUAUGCAGAGGAGAGAUACAGUCGGCUUCUCACACCACAUUUUCGCACUACAGUAAACUGUCCACGGUUCGCAUGAGCAUAAACUGUGGCCGCUUUUGAGCCAUUUUGACUUGUAAAUAAAAUAGUUUUGCAAACCUUC